AAGUAUCUGAAUGCUUUUUCCACCUCUAAGUGCUGUAUUCUUAUUUUUCAUUUCUUCUUAAAACCUUAAAAGCCCAAACAGUACAACUGCGUGGUCACAUCCUGUCUGACGGGUGGUUGUCACCGCCCCUGCGGUACGCCCAAGGACAACAAAUCAAGCAUCCUCUCUGCGAAAGAAACGGCUGGAAAACACUUCCGGGUGUCUUUGACUCGUCCUGACUUUAACUCGGGAACUUUGUGCACGGAGUUUGGUCCAGUUUGUCACAGCUAGAUAUGAAGAGUUGGAGGAACAGCAGACAGCAGGAGACGAAGUGACGGUCAGACGAAGAAAGAAGUUUGUUUUCAACGCUGUGAAGGAGAGAGAAGAAGUCGAGAAGUGGGAGGAGUGAGAUGAUGGAGGUGGCGGAGCAGAGAGGAGGCGUCACAGAAAAGGAGGAGACUCCUCCGAGGGAGGCAAACAGUAACUGCAACCACACUGACAACAGUGUCGCUUCCUGUCCAGCCGAGGCCACGCCAGAGGUUGCCAUGGAAACGGAACAGAGCAAAGAUGUCCCAGUGACACCACAGAAACCAGGACCUGUGGUUGUCCAAGCCAACAACAAAAACCCGGCCACUGAAAAGCUGGAGAAAGUCCGCAAGUGGAGCAUCACCACCUACAAGUGCACCAGGCAGGCUCUGUCAGAAAAGCUUGGCCGUGGAUCUCGUACAGUGGACCUGGACCUGGAGCCUCGCCUUGAGCUGCUCAAAGACGACCGACUGCGCUACGAAAACGUCACCAAGCUGGCUCAGACGCUGGCCAAUCAGCUCGCUCAGUUUACAGUUACCCAGAAGACACUGGGGGACGCCUUCACUGAGCUCAGCCUCAAAACACCAACACUGCAUGUGGAGUUUGGUGUGAACGCAGAGGCUCAGAGGUUUCUGUCAAAGAGCGGCGAGACUCUGACGGCGGCCAUUAACGGCUUCACAUCUGACAUGAACACCCUGGUCAACAAAACGAUCGAGGACACCAUGAUCAGCGCCAAACAGUACGAGGCCGCCAGGAUCGAGUAUGAUGCGUACCGGGUCGACCUGGAGGAGCUGAACCUGGGACCUCGGGACGCCGUCACUCUGCCCAAACUGGAGCUGGCCCAGAAAGACUUCCAGAACCAGAGGGAGAGGUACGAGAGGAUCAGGGACGCCCUGUCCGUCAAAGUUAAGCUGCUGCAGGAAAACAAGGUUAAAGUCCUCCAUAACCAGCUGUGGCUGCUUCACAGCGCCGUCGCUGCUCACAGUUUAUCGUGUCAGAGCUUCCUGGAGCAAAACAUCCAGCAGGCCACCGAACACCUCAACAACCCCAGCGUGGACGCCCCCUCCUGGCUGGAGAGUUGACCCAUCAUGGCAAGUGGACGGAUGUUGGGUUCAGCAGAUAUUUUGCAGCACAUUCAGUGUGGGUUGUCCCCUGACUUUCCUCCAGCAGAUUGAUCUCACGCUCGCAACAAAGAAAUCCUCUCAGAUAAAGACUGACUCUGGAUCAGUCUGCGGUCCAUCUCAAAAGACCAAAAGUAAAAGGUUAAAGUGGGAUUUUCCUUUUUAUUGGAAUUGUAAAUGCUACUUAAAUUGUUUUAUUGUUGUUGGAAAUGUUUGUAUGUAACUGCCAAAUAAAUCUAUUAAACCAAAAAUGUGAC
Molecule: messenger RNA, 1663 nt
Organism: Epinephelus moara (kelp grouper)
Lineage: Eukaryota; Metazoa; Chordata; Actinopteri; Perciformes; Serranidae
Product: arfaptin-1-like
Exons: 9
Coding region: 390-1367 (325 amino acids)
Biological process (GO): intracellular protein transport; regulation of Arp2/3 complex-mediated actin nucleation
Cellular component (GO): trans-Golgi network membrane
Molecular function (GO): protein domain specific binding; phospholipid binding
Source: RefSeq, a predicted model, not a curated record